AAAACAGGACAAGUACAUUACAUUUACAAGCACAACGGGAAGCUACUGUUAGACUCCCUUGGCCAACGAAAGGAGACAUGGGGCGGGUUGAACGAGUCAUGCCGCUGCUUUGUAUCACCUGGCUUGGUCUAAUCACCGGUGUCGUAGGCACAACCCCGCCGCAGGACUGUGCGGACCUGUUCGCCGCCGGGACCCGUAAGAGCGGGACCUACACAGUCGGCGAGCCCAGCCCGUACCGCGUGUACUGCGACAUGACCUUCCAGGGCGGCGGCUGGACCGUCCUUCAGCGCCGACAAGACGGAUCCGUGGACUUCGCCAAGACUUGGGAGGAGUAUCAGCAAGGGUUCGGCGACCUGACCGGAGAGUUUUGGUUGGGGCUGGACAACAUUCACACACUGACAACGGCAAAGAGUAACAACAUUCUACAGAUUGAGCUGGAAGAUUUUAACGGAACGAGAAGGUACGCGCGGUACAGUACGUUUUCAGUCGGGGACGCGAGCGGGAAUUAUGUAGUGUCUAUUUCUGGGUACAGCGGGGACGCAGGAGACAGCCUCACCAACAGUGGUCUGCCUGACAUAAACGGCAGAAUGUUUUCUACCAUAGAUCGAGAUAACGACGGAAACAGUGGAGCGAAUUGUGCAUCUUUUUUGAGCCAUGGUGGGUGGUGGUAUCCGCCUAGCUGUGGACAGUCAUUCUUAAACGGACGGUAUGACUGUCACCAGAGUUCGGUCAACUGUGGUGCUGGCCAGGGAGUCGUCUGGUCGACCUGGGGAGGCACAAGUUACUUUUUGAAGAAAACAACCAUCAUGAUCAGGCCUGCUGACUUUACAGAAGCACCAAAUUGUUCAGGACCCGGAGUCGUAGCGGGGGCUGCAGUUGGAUGUUUUACCGGCGGGUUACUGGUAGGGGGCGCUGCUGUGUUCCUGUUUCUACGUAUCAGGAGAGCGAAGAAUGGCGGGAAAAGAGACGUAGGUGAUGGAGAGUAUGAAAACGUGCAACAUCCAAGGGUGGCGUCACAACGACCCGGAAGCGGAAGUUAUGUCGAGGUUUCCAUGGAAACCAUCGAACCACCAACCGUCCGGUCACCCCAGCCCUUGAAUGACGACUAGGCCCUACCGACUUAAUUGCCUUCGACAGAAGGCUAUGAAAUCGUUUUGGCACUGUUUGGCAGAUUAUGCACGAUAAAGUUUGAAAGCUUGGU
This is a messenger RNA of Branchiostoma belcheri (Belcher's lancelet), 1201 nucleotides long. RefSeq names its product fibrinogen-like protein 1. The record is from RefSeq and is a predicted model, not a curated record. The transcript is spliced from 4 exons. NCBI's taxonomy places the organism in Eukaryota, Metazoa, Chordata, Leptocardii, Amphioxiformes, Branchiostomatidae. Bases 78 to 1109 code for a protein of 343 amino acids.